Molecule: messenger RNA, 1380 nt
Organism: Sorex fumeus (smoky shrew)
Lineage: Eukaryota; Metazoa; Chordata; Mammalia; Eulipotyphla; Soricidae
Product: WASH complex subunit 1-like
Biological process (GO): endocytic recycling; retrograde transport, endosome to Golgi; exocytosis
Cellular component (GO): early endosome; recycling endosome; WASH complex
Molecular function (GO): actin binding; gamma-tubulin binding; alpha-tubulin binding
Source: RefSeq, a predicted model, not a curated record
AUGCGCUCAGAUGCGCUGAUGCGGGGACGAGUCACUGUCAUCCCGAUCUCCCAGCGUGUGGAGCAGAGCCAGAGCCAACUUCAGGCCAUUGAGGAAAGGGUCUCCUUGGCCCAGGCCAAGAUAGAGAAGAUCAAAGGCAGUAAGAAGGCCAUUAAGGUGUUCUCCAGUGCCAAUUACCCAGCUCCCGAGCACCUGCGGGAGUAUGGCUCCAUCUUCACGGGGGCCCAGGACCCCGGCCUGCAGAGAUGCCCCCGCCACAGGAUCCUGAGCAAGCACCAGCCCCUGGACAAGCGGGCCCUGCAGGAGAAGCUGAAAUACUUCUCGUGUGUGACCACCAGGCUGGAACCCAAGGAUGAGACCGAGGAGGACCUGGGGGGUCUUCCCAACAACAUCAGCUCAGUCAGCUCCCUGCUGCUGUUCAACACCACCGAAAACCUGUACAAAAAGUACGUCUUCCUGGACCCCCUGGCCGGCGCGGUCACCAGGACCCACGUGUCGCUGGGCACCCAGACGGAGGAGAGGCCAGUCGACGCGCUGCUCUCCAUCAGCAAGAGGGAGCAGCUGGAGCGGCAGGCCCGCGAGAGCUACUUCUACGUGCCCGACCUGGGCCAGGUGCCCGAGAUCGACGUGCCGUCCGACCUGCCGGGCAUGGCCGACGACCUCGCCUACAGCGCCGACCUGGGCCCGGGCAUCGCGCCAUCGGCGCCGGGCACCAUCCCUGAGCUGCCCGCGUUCGCCAUGGAGCUGGAGGUGCUCGCCAAGCCCGGGGAAGCCGGGGGCCGGGUGGGGAUGGGCUCCUCGGCGCCCCCCGCCCCCUUCCCGGCGCUGCCGCCGCCGCCACCGCCGCUGGCCCCGGCCAUGCUGGUCAGCGCCCCCCCCCCCGCCCCCGCUGCCCCCCCCAGGAGGCCGCCACGGAGGACGCGGGCAGCGCGGGGCCCCAGGCAGGUAGGAGCAGUGACCCUCGGCUCUCCUGCCCCGCCGGUCCAGGGAGCCCCCAAGGAAGUCAUGGACCCGUCUAGUGGCCGGGCCGCUCUGCUCGAGUCCAUCCGCCAGGCUGGGGGUAUUGGCAGGGCCAAGCUGCACAGCGUCAAGGAGCACAAGCUGGAGAAGAAGAAUCAGAAAGAGCAGGAACAAGCGAGGGCCACCAGCCACGGCGGGGACCAGAUGUCAGAUCUCUUCAACAAGCUGGCCAUGAGGCGCAAAGGUAUUUUCGGGAAAGGACCUGGGGCAGGGGCCAGCGAGGGGCCAGGUGGAACCUUCGCCCAAAUGUCAGACUCCAUCCCGCCUCUGCCACCCGCACGGCCGCCCCCAGGAGAGGGAGAGGAGGAUGAGAAUGACUGGGAAACCUACUCUGGUGCCCCACACCCAGGCUCAGGCUAG